Messenger RNA from Nerophis ophidion (straightnose pipefish), 5296 nucleotides. Its product is annotated as beta-1,3-N-acetylglucosaminyltransferase lunatic fringe-like. Gene Ontology annotation, cellular component: membrane. The record is from RefSeq and is a predicted model, not a curated record. Lineage: Eukaryota; Metazoa; Chordata; Actinopteri; Syngnathiformes; Syngnathidae. The transcript has 7 exons. Gene Ontology annotation, biological process: regulation of Notch signaling pathway. Bases 35 to 1129 code for a protein of 364 amino acids. Gene Ontology annotation, molecular function: O-fucosylpeptide 3-beta-N-acetylglucosaminyltransferase activity.
GGGCCGCGUCCACAAGCUCGACUCUCUCGGAUGAAUGAAGUCGGGUAAAGUCCUCCACGUUGCCGCCAUGUGGAGGUCCGCCGGCCCAGCGGGACUUGGCGUGGCGCUCGCCUCCCUGCUGGUCUGCGGGUUACUCGCCGACGGACACGCGGCGGAGCCUCCGGCGACGCGCGGGCUUUUCACGGACUACUUCAGACAGCUGACCCGGGAGAGGAGCGCCGUGAGCGGGCUGGCGCGGAGCAGCGUCCCGCCCCGGGCUGUGGAGCUUCUCUCCCCGGGGGACCUGUUCGUUGCGGUGAAAAGCAGCAGCAAAUACCACCGCAGCAGACUGGAUCUCCUUUUGGACACUUGGAUCUCCAGAAAUAUGCAAAACACGUACGUCUUCACCGACGGGGAGGACGCGCAGCUGAGGACGAGGAUGGGGGGUCACGUGAUCAACACCAACUGCUCCGCCGCGCACAGCCGCCAAGCGCUCUCCUGCAAAAUGGCGGCGGAGUACGACGCCUUCCUCCAGUCCAACCGGAAGUGGUUCUGCCACCUGGAUGACGACAACUACCUGAACGUGGGCGCCCUCUUGAGGCUGCUGUCCCAGCACAGCAGCACCGGGGACGUUUACAUCGGGCGGCCCAGCCUGGAGCGCCCCCUGGAGGCCUCCGAGGAGUCCGGCGGCGCCACGGAAACGGUAAACGACCACACCGGAUGGUUUGUAGACCACCACUACGUAUCCCCUGAGGGUGUUGUUGUCGUUGUCCAGACCAAGGUUUCCUUCUGGUUCGCCACCGGAGGCGCGGGUUUCUGCCUCAGCCGCAGCCUCGCCCUCAGGAUGCGACCCUGGGCCAGUGACGGCGCCUUCGUGGCGACGGCCGAGCGCAUCCGCCUGCCGGACGACUGUGCGGUGGGCUUCAUCGUGGGGGCGCUGCUGGGCGUCGGCCUCACCCGCUCGCCCUUGUUCCACUCCCACCUGGAGAGCCUGGCGCUGCUGUCACACCUGCACCAACAGGUGACUCUGAGCUACAGCGGCAAGAACACCGUGGACCUCAGAGGACCCUUUUCACGGCAACAGGAUCCAACCAGGUUCCUGAGCCUGCAUUGUGCCUUGUACCCCGACACCCCCUGGUGCCGCCGCUGAUUAUCGCACCUCGACCACGUCUCGUCCCCAGGACCCUAGGGCGGGGACUCGGAGCAGUCAUGAAGGAAACCUUUUCAGGACUUUUUUUUCCCCCCAAACGCAUAAAAAGCUUUUGUUUUGGUUUAGUUUUCUGUGCAACGACCACAACUGGGAGCUUGGAAAAACACACCAUCUAUCCAUCCAUUUUCUACCGCUUGUCCCUUUUCAUUUUUGGCCGUUGUUCAACAAUCCCUGGGAGAAUGAUGUCGCCAACUAGAGGCCUGGCAUGCACAUUACAGCCUUUUUUAUAGUCAUUUCGACAACUUUUUAAGGUGUUAAAAUUAAGGCUGAAGAUAAAAGUGUUUUGUAUCGGUCGAUAUCGAUAAUUAUUAUUAUUUUAUUUAUUUUUUUACAAACUAUCAAAAUUAGAGAUGUCCAAUAAUAUCGGACUGCUGAUAUUAUGCUUUAAAAUGUCCAUCCAUCCAUUUUCUACCGCUUAUUCCCUUUGGGGGCGCUGCUGCUUAGCUCAGCUACAAUCGGGCGGAAGGCGGCGUAUACCCUGGACAAGUCGCCACCUCAUUGCAGGCUUUAAAAAUGUAAAAUCGGAAAUCAUCGGUAUCCAUCCAUCCAUUUUCUACCGCUUAUUCCCUUUUAAGGGUCGCGGGGGGCGCUAGCGCCUAUCUCAGCUACAAUCGGGCGGAAGGCGGGGUACACCCUGGACAAGUGGCCACCUCAUCGCAAGGAAAUCAUCGGUAUUGGUUUCAAAAAGUAAAAUUUAUGACUUUUUAAAACGCAGCUGUGUACACGGACGUAGGGAGAAGUACAGAGCACCAAUAAACCUUAAAGGCACCGCCUUUGCGUGACGGCCCAAUCACAUAAUAUCUACGGCUUUUAACACACACACACGAGUGAAUGCAAGGCAUACUUGGUCAACAGCCAUACAGGUCACACCGAGGGUGGCCAUAUAAACAACUUUAACACUGUUACAAAUAUGCGCCACUCUGUGAACCCACACCAAACAAGAAUGACAAACACAUUUCGGGAGAACAUCCGCACCGUAACACAACAGAACAAAUACCCAGACUCCCUUGCAGCACUAACUCUUCCGGGACGCUACAAUGUACACCCCCCUUCAACCCUAGUUACGUCAGAUAUUGGGUUUCAUUAUGUAAAAGCGCUAUAUAAAUAUAAUUCUCUUCACAAGUUCUGAAAAUGAAGGUGCAAAAAAAUAAGGAAUCGAUAAGAAAUGCUUAAUAAAGCGUAAGAAAAUAGUGCAACGUGUGAAAAUGAAACCUUAGAAAUACUAUUUUCUGCAGGUUUUUAGUGCCAGGAAGUUCCAGCUGUGCUCUAAAGGGUGAGCAAAUUUUGGGGAAUUGUUUAACAAUCCCUGGGAGAAUGAUGUCGCCAACUAGAGGCCUGGCAUGCACAUUACAGCCUUUUUUUUUUUUUUAUUAAUUUUGACAACUUUUUAAGGUGCUAAAAAUAGGGCUGAAGAAGGUAUCGCGAUAAAAGUGUUUUGCAUCAGUCGAUAUCGAGAAUUAUUGAUGUUUUUUUCACGAACUAUCAAAAUGAAGGACUAGUAAAAUCAAAAUGUAAACAUUUUUAUUUCACGCGUAACUUAGUCGGAUUAUUGGCCCGGAAAACAAACAAUGUAAACAAAAUUGUAAACAUUUAACUAUAACUUGGGGGCGGCAUAGCUCGGUUGGUUGAGUGGCCGUGCCAGCAACUUGAGGGUUCCGGGUUCGAUCCCCGCUUCCGCCGUUGUGUCCUCGGGCAGGACACUUUACCCACCUGCUCCCAGUGUCACCCACAUUGGUUUAAAUGUAACUCAGAUAUUGGGUUUCACUAUGUAAAAGUGCUUUGAGUCACUAGAGAAAAAGCGCUAUAUAAAUAUUUCACUUCACAAGUUCUAAAAAUGAAGGUGCAAAAAAAUAAGGAAUCGAUAAGAAAUGCUUCAUCACGUGUAAGAAAAUAGUGCAACGUUUGAAAAUGUUAACAUAGAGAAACCGUAGGUUUCGUGCCAGGAAGUUACAGCUGUGCUCUAAAGGGUGAGCGCGGCUAAGGUCAUUUACAGACCACAUUGGUCUGACUACGGUCCGUUUUUUAAAAUAUCCCAAAAAGUGCCAUACAGUCCAGGUGACUUUUUUCCCGUUUCAUCCAAAAUGUCUUCAUUUUUACUUUCUAUCCUGACUCUAUGCAACCAAACUUGAUAGUUGAUACUGUUACCUGAUUGGCUGUCAGCGUGUCACUCCCACCGAUCAGCGAUCACUUCCUGCGCUAGUUCACGCAACCAACCUUGCUUCACAACUUCCGCGUUCUUCCGAAAUACUAUCGAAAGUUUUAUCAACGCCGUUUUUUUUUCAAAUGGAUUACGUGUUUCUACAGAAAGUUGUAUUGGCAUCGUUUUAUUGGACAGCACUAAUGAAAAAGUUAAAGUUAACAACGGAUGAUUAGAUGAAGACGUACCGCCAGCUGUGUCUCGCCAACAGCCCUUCCCCCGUGCUCUGUUUUCAGCACCAUGGACAGAGGCGGUGACCUUUACUCCUACAAGUGCGCUGAUCACACUCCCUUUCCACAAUAACAUUGUCUGUCCAGGAAAAAACUUUCUGGUUUUUAAGAUGAGCGUCCAAAAUAUAUUUAAAAACAAUCGGAACAACUGCACAGUUAGCAGUAUUGUUAGCAUAAAACAAAGAAACAAUAAUAACAAUAAUAGAUGUUAUUUGUAAAAAGCACUUUCAAUUGAGCGAACAACCACAAAUUGCUACAGUGUAUUAAAAAAAUAAAAUAAAUAAUAAUAAUAAAAUAUAAAAACUAGAACAGCCUAAAAGCUAGAACAGUGGUUCUUAACCUUGUUGGAGGUACCGAACUCCACAUGUUUCAUAUGCGAAUUCACCAAAUCCGAACCGUAAUCAUAAAAUAUUAUAUUAAAAAAAUAAUAAUAAAGGUAUAUUUUAGAAACUGAAAGUUACAGGAAUGCACACAUGACCCCAUGUUUACAUCUCAUUGUGCAACAUGUGAAUGUUUUAGUGGGAACUAAAUGCGAUAUCUGAAAGGGGUACACAUUAUUUCCAAAGCACGACCCCCCCACCCAGACAUAUAAUACUAGUACACAGCUCAUGAAAAACAAUAUGUUAUAGUUAUUUUAAGUGGGGCAAAACACUUAUACUACAAAAUAAUAUAAUGGAAAUGACUGCUGUCAUUGGAUUAUAAUAAUAAAACAUUGAAAUUGUUAUUUAGUUCACACAUAUGGAAAAUUAGAGGGAACAUUUUCGGGGGGGUAUCCAUAAUACGCCGACAGGAAGAAGUGUUUAUUUACACGAUGAGUCGGGUGUGUCUUGAGCUCCGCGGCGGAGGCUCUGCCGAACCCCUAGGGUUUGAUCGAACCCAGGUUAAGAACCACUGAGCUCGAACUAGUAUGCAUAUAUCUAUAAAAAAAAAGGCUUUUUUAAAAAGAAGGGUUUUUAAGCUUAUUUAAAAGCAUUCACAGUCUGUGGUGCCCUCAGGUGGUCAGGGAGAGCGGUCCACAGACUGGGAGCAGCGGAGCAGAAAGCCAGGUCUCCCUAAGUCCGUAGCUUUGUCCUUGGAGGUUGGGGGAGGUUAGCCCGUCUGGAGCGGAGGUGUCGUGUGGAGGGUUUCGGGGUGAGUAGUUCUUUAGGGUAGAAGGGGGGGGGGCAUUUCCAUGGAGGCACUGGUGAGUCAGCAGGGAGACUUUGUAUUCAAUCAAACGUAAACUAAUCGCACCCACGUUUUAAAAUGUUUUUAGUUAGUUUUUAGGCUUAAAAAAGAAAACGAUUGACAUUAGCGUGUUUAGCAUUUUUUUGGGGGACAAUUUGCUAUAAAAAUGUCCCGAGUGGCCGCUGGCUAACUGACUGAGCCGCGGUAAAUAUUGAGACGAUUCUCCCAGCUGUCGCCGUCAUUCACCGCGCUGAAACGCUCCUUUGUCCUCCUCACUGACAGCUUUUCUUCUUAUGUUUUUAUUUUUUUGGUGGCUUCUUCCUUUUAAGCUGCAUCUUGGUAAGAAUGGAAGGUUCUAGACUGUCCACCUGAUUCUUGUGUUGGUCUCCAAUGCUUGUUGAUGUUUUGCAGACCAGUGACUCAUAUUAAGUCGUCUUGUGGUCAGCAAGUGUUGAAAGCAUGUCCAGUGUCUGGACUUUUUCAUCUUCAUGCUAAUAAAAAUGAUGUAUCGCA